CUAUAAAGUAAUAGUAAUUUGGUAAAACAGAGAUUCCUCCAAAGUUGCAGAGAUCGCCCAAGAAAGCAAAUGAUAGGCUGAUUUUGAUAUAGCUUGAAAAUCUCCGAAAUAGCAUUUGUCGUGAGAUAUAUUUCCCAAAAGGGUCAGUUUCUUCUUACUUGUUCUAUCUUUACCUAAUCACUAUUGUGUAAGUACAUGUAAUUACUUGUAUAAAAUACACACACACACAUAGAUAUUCAGCUACUUCAUCGAAUUCUCUCUGUUCAUCUUCAGCUCCUUUGAUCUUUCCCAUUGAAUCUCAUAAACCCAUUUCUGUUUAUAGACUUUACUUUCUGGGUUUUGUCCUAUUGAAUCUCCUCUGUCCUUUUUGUGACUACCCUCCAAGAAAUUGGGAUUGGGUAGGUCUGAAAUUGUUGAUUUGAUUCUUAUUGGAUCAUAUUGAAAUGGUUUGAUCAUGCUAUAUUGUUGUUCCUUGCGAUUCUUUUCAGUGUGCAAGUUUUGAGAAAUUCUCAAAAUUUAGCCCUAUAUUGCAGAAUUGGGAAAUUCCCAAUGUCUCAUUGAUCAGGCAUGAAUUUUGGAUAGGAAGAAGUGUCUUGUGUUCAAUUUAAUUGGGUAGGUUUUAGAUUCUGGUUUCAGGGUUUCUGUUGUGUGCUAUCUAAUAUUAGUAGUAUUAUUUGUGGUGUUAGCGGCUCUUAUAUGCUAUGGUAGACUGUAAAUCUGCAAUUCCAAUGUUGGAAGGGGAAGAAAAUCUGAUUGCUGAUGCCCAGCGCAUCGUUAAGGCAUUGGAGACGAAGAAGAAUUUUACAGAUGAUGAGCGGAAAAUCUUGGCAGAUCUUGGUACCCGAUUGUCCUCCAUGACUAAAAUUAGUGAAAACAAGGAUGAGAUGUGGUUAAGUGAGAUUGAGGAAAGGCUAAAUGUUGUUCAGGAUAAGAUCAUGCAUUGGGAGAUAGAUCAAUCUCUGAUAUGGGACUGUGGCUCUGAAGAAGCUUACGGGUAUGUGAAGGCGGUGGAUGAAACCCGAAAGUUGAUUGAAAGAUUAGAAAGUUUGUGUUUGAGUAGAGAUAGUGACGAGAAUGGGAUAUUGAGAAGGGCUCAUGAUGUUCUUCAGACGGCAAUGGUAAGGCUGGAUGAAGAGUUCAGGCACAUGCUUGUUCAGAAUAGGCAGCCCUUUGAGCCCGAGCACGUGUCUUUUCGUUCAAGUGAAGAAGAUGUUGUGGAUGAGAACUCAUUUGUCUCUUUUGGGGAUGACUCGGUUGAGGAUGUACUUCAGAGGGAUAGUAUCAGCAGAGGCUCAGAGGAAUUCAUCAUUGAUUUGGUCCAUCAAGCUGUGAUUCCUGACCUCAAAUGCAUUGCAAAUUUGAUGUUUGAUUCGAAUUAUGAUCGUGAAUGCAUGCAGGCCUAUAUUAGUGUCAGGAAAGAUGCAUUGGAUGACUGUCUCUUCAUACUUGAAGUGGAGAAACUGAGCAUUGAGGAUGUGAUGAAGAUGGAGUGGGGUUCGUUGAAUUCCAAAAUCAGAAGAUGGAUACGGGCUAUGAAGAUCUUUGUGCGCGUCUAUCUUGCUAGUGAGAAAUGGUUAUGUGACCAAAUCUUUGGUGAUCUCGAUUCAAUUAGUUCAAUUUGCUUUGCUGAGGCAUCAAGGGCUUCAAUGUUGCAACUUUUGAAUUUUGGGGAAGCCAUAGCUGUUGGUCCUCACCAACCAGAAAAGUUGUUUCGUGUUCUUGACAUGUAUGAGGUUUUGGCGGAUCUUGGUCCUGACAUAGAUGCUUUAUACACUAAUGACAUCGGUUCUUCUGUCAGAACCGAGUGCCAAGAUGUCCUAAGGAGAUUGGGUGAUUGUGUGAAGGCGACAUUUCUUGAAUUUGAGCAUGCUGUUGCAUCAAACAUAUCAACAAAUGCUUUUGCUGGUGGUGGAAUCCACCAUCUUACUAGGUAUGUCUUGAAUUACAUGAAGACUCUCACAGAUUACAGUGCGUCCCUCAAUUUACUCCUUAAGGACCCUAAAAUUGAAGACACAGUUUCAUCUUCACCCGACUUGAAUCCAGUUAACGAGGAGGACGACGCGAGUGGAAGCACUUCAAACUGUGUCUCACCAAUGUCUCUUCACUUCCGAUCCCUCAUUUCAAUUCUAGAAUGCAACCUUGAUGAUAAAUCCAAGCUAUACAAGGAUGAUUCUCUUCGUCACCUUUUUUUGAUGAAUAAUAUACAUUACAUGGCUCAAAAGGUCAAGAGUUGUGAGCUAAGAAAUACUUUGGGGGAUGAGUGGAUUCGCAAGCAAAAUUGGAAAUUCCAACAACACGCAAUGAAUUAUGAGAGAGCGACAUGGAGUUCAAUCCUGUCUUUGCUAAGGGAAGAGGGAAUUUACAAUUCCGGUUCAAAUUCCAUAUCAAAGACUCUGCUGAAGGAGAGGCUUCAAAGCUUUUAUGUUUCUUUUGAAGAGGUUUACAAAAGCCAAACUGGAUGGUUAAUCCCAGAUGGACAGCUUAGAGAAGAUCUGCGAAUUUCGACAUCCCUCAAGGUGAUUCAAGCUUAUCGGACGUUUGUUGGAAGAUACACCAAUUAUCUUAGUGACAAGCUCAUCAAGUAUAGUGCUGAUGAUCUAGAGAAUUACAUCUUGGAUCUCUUUGAGGGAUCUCCAAGAUCAUUACACAAUUUCCACAGGAAGUAAGUGAAAGAGAGAGGGAGAUUGAUUUAUCUUAUGAGAUGAUUGUAUGGUUUGUAACAUAAUGAGUCUAAGAGAGUUGUGAUAUCUCUUGUAUUGUGUUUCUUGUGGCUAUGGAAAUUGAUGUUAUUAGCAGACAUUAUAAAUUGUUUGAAUUUUGUAAUUGGCUUUUGUUGCAUCUGUUUGCCUAUUAUCA
Messenger RNA from Camellia sinensis, 2856 nucleotides. RefSeq names its product exocyst complex component EXO70E2. Gene Ontology annotation, molecular function: phosphatidylinositol-4,5-bisphosphate binding. Gene Ontology annotation, cellular component: exocyst. NCBI's taxonomy places the organism in Eukaryota, Viridiplantae, Streptophyta, Magnoliopsida, Ericales, Theaceae. The record is from RefSeq and is a predicted model, not a curated record. Gene Ontology annotation, biological process: exocytosis.